This is a messenger RNA of Drosophila montana, 840 nucleotides long. Its product is annotated as zinc finger protein 30 homolog. The record is from RefSeq and is a predicted model, not a curated record. NCBI's taxonomy places the organism in Eukaryota, Metazoa, Arthropoda, Insecta, Diptera, Drosophilidae. Bases 1 to 840 code for a protein of 279 amino acids. The transcript is spliced from 2 exons.
AUGGAAGCGCAAUUCAAGGAUUUGUGGACUUGCGGUUUCUUUUUGUCCAAGGAACCGUACAAGGAAUUAGCCAUAAAAUGUUUUAUGUGCGACAGAUUGUUUUACGCCAUUCGAGCAUUUCAAAAACACUUGGCGCUCAUACAUUUGGACGAAGAAGAAGAAGAAAUAAAUAAGCCGGUCUCAAUAAAAAAAAGUCCGUUGAAUAACGAUCCCUAUUUGGGGCUCUGCGAAGUUGAGACUGCAGAACAGCAUGCUGAAGUUGUUAGAAAAAUAAAUACUUGCGACAGGUUAGAGGAGGAAGAGAUUUCCUACGAGAAUUAUUUUGCUGAAAAACUUGAAUACCCUAUUACUGAAUCAAUUCUUGAGCCUAUCCAACAAGCAACUACUGUGUCCACAGAGGAUAUUAUUUGUGAACAGUCAAAGAAUCAGGGGCAGUGCAAAAAAUUCAAAAAGCCCGCCUCCAAGACUAAAACGGAUGACUUUGUUUGUGAAAAAUGUGGACUCAUAUUUAAGGAGCUAUUUCAGCUACAGGAACAUCAACGCAGUGCACACGAGCAGCUGCGUCGUUUCUUAUGCAGAAAGUGUCCCAAGACGUAUGCUCGCAAGACCCAUUUGAAUGAUCACAUGCGUUCCCAUUCGCAGCAGCGCGACUUUGUCUGCAACAUGUGCGAUAAGGCGUUCCGACGCUCCCAGGAACUGACCCGCCACAAGCUACGUCACCAGCCGGCGAAGAACUACAGCUGCCAGCGAUGUGAUGCUAAGUUUCGCCAGCAUUCGGGCUUGUAUUAUCAUGUUAAGAUUAAACAUAGCACGCACAAGGUAAAAGCGGGCGCAUGCUAG